Messenger RNA from Staurois parvus, 499 nucleotides. The record is from the annotation of a GenBank genome assembly. Lineage: Eukaryota; Metazoa; Chordata; Amphibia; Anura; Ranidae.
AUGUACAUACACAGAAAUAAACACACACAGACACAUGUACAUACACACAGACACAUGUACAUGCACAGACACAUGUACAUACAUACACAGACACACAAACACACACACAUGUACAUGCACACAGACACAUGUACACACACACAUACAUGUACAUACACACAGACACAUGUACAUGCAUACACAGACACACACAAACACACACACAUAUACACACACACAGCGCCCUAUAGAAAGUUGCAGUACUUCGUUGUUCACUCACAGAGCCGGGUACUGCACUCUAGGGGGAGGCAGAGAGCACAGCACACACUCCUACCUUUGCUUUCACUGCGCUCAGCUAUUGAGCAGUCUGACGGCUCCCAGUGCCAAUGACAGAUCCGGCCUGAGCUCUGAGCCUGCUCAGCAAGACAGCCCUGGGGGACACACUCGCCCCCACCAUAAUUUUCACUCGCCAUUGGCGAGCAGGCGAGUGGAAAUUUCAAGGCCUGAAAGGUCAUUUUUA